Betta splendens (Siamese fighting fish) is the source of this 11177-nucleotide messenger RNA. RefSeq names its product MAGI family member, X-linked a (gene magixa). The record is from RefSeq and is a predicted model, not a curated record. NCBI's taxonomy places the organism in Eukaryota, Metazoa, Chordata, Actinopteri, Anabantiformes, Osphronemidae. Gene Ontology annotation, biological process: signal transduction. Gene Ontology annotation, molecular function: protein binding. Gene Ontology annotation, cellular component: cytoplasm. The transcript is spliced from 23 exons. Bases 1946 to 6202 code for a protein of 1418 amino acids.
GAGGCAAGAGAGGCAUAGUCUCUGGACGUGGAUGUAGAGGCAGGGUUCCUGGACUCAGAUGGUGAGGCAAGAGAGGCAGGGUCCCUGGACUUCGAUGGUGAGACAAGAGAGGAAGGGUCCCUGGACUCGGGUGGUGAGGCAAGAGAGGAAGAAAGGCAGGGUCCCUGGACUGGGAUAGUGAGGCAAGAGAGGCAGAGUCCCUGGACUGGGAUGGAGAGGCAGGGUCCCUGGACUCAGAUGGUGAGAAAAGAGAGGCAGGGUCCCUGGACUCACAUGGUGAGGCAGGAGAGGCAGGUUCCCUGGACUCAGAUGGUGAGGCAAGAGAGGAAGAGAGGCAGGGUCCCUGGACAUGGAUGGUGAAGCAAGAGAGGUAGGGUCCCUGGACUGGGAUGGUGAAGCAAGAGAGGUAGGGUCUCUGGACUGGGAUGGAGAGGCAGUAAAGGCAGGGUCCCUGGACUAGGAUGGUGAAGCAAGAGAGACAGAGUUCCUGGACUCAGAUGGUGAGGCAAGGGAUGCAGAGUCACUGGACAUGGAUGGAGAAGCAGGGUCCCUGGACUCAGAUGGUGAGGCAAGAGAGGCGGGGUCCCUGGACUCGGGUGGUGAGGCAAGAGUGGCAGCGUCGCUGUACUUGGAUGGAGAGGCAGGGUCCAUGGACUCGGAAGGUGAGGCAAGAGAGGCAUAGUCUCUGGACGUGGAUGUAGAGGCAGGGUUCCUGGACUCAGAUGGUGAGGCAAGAGAGGCAGGGUCCCUGGACUUGGAUGGUGAGACAAGAGAGGAAGGGUCCCUGGACUCGGGUGGUGAAGCAAGAGAGGCAGGUUUCCUGGACUCAGAUGGUGAGGCAAGAGAGGAAGAGAGGCAGGGUCCCUGGACUGGGAUGGUGAAGCAGGAGAGGCAGCGUCCCUGGACUGGGAUGGUGAAGCAAGAGAUGCAGGUUCCCUGAACUGGGCAUAUGUGAAGGUGGACUCAGAUGGUGAGGCAAGAGAGUAAGAGAGGCAGGGUCCCUGGACUCAAAUUGUGAGGCAAGAGACGCAGGGUCCCAGGACUUGGAUGGUGAGACAAGAGAGGCAGGGUCCCUGGACUCGGGUGGUGAAGCAAGAGAGGCAGGUUCCCUGGAUGGUGAGGCAAGAGAGGAAGAGAGGCAGGGUCCCUGGACUUGGAUGGUGAGACAAGAGAGGAAGGGUCCCUGGACUUGGGUGUCGAAGCAAGAGAGGCACGUUUCCUGGACUCAGAUGGUGAGGCAUAAGAGGAAGAGAGGCAGGGUCCCUGGACUGGGAUGGUGAAGCAAGAGAUGCAGGUUCCCUAAACUGGGCAUAUGUGAAGCUGGACUAAGAUGGUGAGGCAAGAGAGGAAGAGAAGCAUGGUCCCUGGACUCAAAUGGUGAGGCAAGAGAUACAGGGUCCCUGGACUCAAAUGGUGAGGCAAGAGACACAGGGUCCCAGGACUUGGAUGGUGAGACAAGAGAGGCAGGGUCCCUGGACUCGGGUGGUGAAGCAAGAGAUGCAGGUUCCCUGAACUGGGCAUAUGUGAAGGUGGACUCAGAUGGUGAGGCAAGAGAGGAGGAGAGGCAGGGUCCCUGGACUCGGGUGGUGAGACAAGAGAGGCAGGGUCCUUGGACUUGGAUGGUGAGAUAAGAGAGGCAGGCUCUUGGAUUUGGGUGGUGAAGCAAGAGAGGCAGGUUCCCUGGAUGGUGAGGCAAGAGAGGAAGAGAGGCAGGGUCCCUGGACUUGGAUGGUGAGACAAGAGAGGCAGGCUCUUGGAUUUGGGUGGUAAAGCAAGAGAGGCAGGGUCAUUGGACUCGUAUGGAGAGGCAGGGUCCCCGAACUCAGAAGGAGAGGAAGUAGAGGCAGAGUUCCUGGAUGUGGAUGGAGAUUUUCUAUAUUUUCUACAUGAUGUCUGGAAGGAAGGAGCUGAGGAGCUUCCCAGUGAUGAUGCCAGCUCAGCUGCCAUGUCUAAAGCUACGGUGAAGAAGCUGCACUGGCGCUCGAAGGUACAGGAGAGCUUUGUCCCACUGGGCGGGGAUUCAGGUGAGCUGGGGCUGGCCAUUGGAGGCGGGGCCGAUUAUGGUGAGUUCCCAUUCGUCACGGCAGCCCCCGGUGGGGGGGCAGUGGUGGGCGAUAUCAUCUUAGAAAUCGGGGGAACUCCUGUGUUAGGAAUGACGCUCGGUGAUGUCAGAGGAGUCCUCAACUCCUGUCCUCAUCCAAUCAGAAUCAAGACUGUUACACCAGGCUCAUCUCUCUGUAAAGACCUCAGGUUGUACCUCAGCAAGUGUUUCACACCGGGCUCCAUGGACAGUCAGCUGCAGCAGCUCAUCAGGGAAAACCUGUACCUGCGAGCUGUGCCCUGCACGACCCGACAGCCCCGGGAUGGAGAGAUCUCAGGUGUGGACUACAACUUCGUGUCCAUCGAGGAGUUCUUCUCCCUGGAGGAGUCUGGAGCUCUGCUGGAGAGCGGCAAGUUCAAAGGAAACUACUACGGGACUCCCCGACCCGUCCACAUUGGUCCAGAAAGUCCCCCAAUCACAUACCAGGAACACCGUAACCUGCUGAGAAACUUCAGAACACGAAGCAAAUCUCUGAGUAACCUAGAGAAAGCUGUGGAGGAGGGAGACAACAGUGAGGAGGACAGCGGGCUGUCAGCAGGUUUGGCUGGAGCUCCACCCACCACCCUGCCUCUCAGCCAAUCAAGGAAGGGAAUGGGGAACGGAGGAGAAGGCAAACGAGCAGGAAGAGGAGUAGGUCCCCUCCCUGAAAACUGGGAGCUGGCCUUCAGUGACUCGGGGGAGCCGUACUACAUCAAUCAUAACAACAAGACAACCAGCUGGCUGGAUCCUCGCACACAAGGCAAAGAGACACCUUCCUGCAUCGAACUCCCAGAUUUUACAGAGCAGCCCAGCCAGCUGAAGGGUUACUCCGUUCACACUUGCCUCUCUAAAGGUCCUCGAGGAUUUGGCUUUAAUAUUGUGGGAGGAAGUCGCCCCAGAGAGUUUCUUCAGGUGUACAGCGUCACACCUGGAGGACCUGCAGCCCUUAACACAGCUGACAUCCUGGUUUAUAUCAACAACUCCUGCGUGUUGGGACGCUCUCAUAAAGAGGUGGUGGAGAUGCUAAAGUCUGUGCCAAUGGGUCAGAGCGUGGACGUGGUACUACGGAGAGGCUACCCAAUGCUCUACAACCCUGAUGGCUGUCCCAAACAGAGCCUGGAGAAGCCACCGAUCUCCAGUGAGACAUUCAACCUGAACCAAGGCCUGACACAUCUCACUUACAGCCAAACAAUGGAGGCCAACGGCAGCUCACUAGGGCCCGACCAGAUGCCCACCUCUAAUGCUGCUCAGCAAAUGACAAAUGGGAUGACAGGCCCAUCCACACCCACAUCUUCGGCCUCAGACCCUCUGGGUCCACAGCCCCCUUUAGACAGAGCUACGACCAAUCACAGUGACUCUGAUGGUGGUCAGUCCAGCACUGAAUCUCGAAGGUAUUUGAUUCGUUACAACAGCAGCACCCUCCCUGCUUUCUCCUCCUCCUCGCUCCUGCACCACCAGAACUCUAAGUCUUCAGAGAGUGAUCUGUCUACAUCCACUCUCCCCAUUUCAUCAGCUACGCUCCCCUUCAACUCCUCAUCCUCCCACACUCUAUCCAAACUGCCUGUCUCUGAACCUGAGACAAGUCUCAUUCAGAACUCCAGCAGCCACACCAGCGCAGACAAGCCCCAUCCCUCCUCUGCAUCUCCAGGAGUUCCAGCUAUUCCCCAGAAAGCUCCUGCUAUGACACCACCCAGAGAUGUCCCCUCCUGUGGCUUUAAUGGAUGUCCAGCCAACCACCAGGCCCCCUCCCUAGCUUCCAGAGGAAACCCCGGCCUGGUGCUCCCCUUGGGGCCGGGGUUACCCAUGUCACCUCCUGAUGGUGAACUUGUGCCAGUGGCCCUUGGUCGGAAUGAUGGUGGAGGGCUUGGAUUUAGCAUGACAGCUGGGGGGCAAGGAGGCCAGCUGGCAGUGGUGAGGCGGGUCUGGGAUCAAAGACAAUGCCCCUCACUGCAGCCAGGUGACACUAUAAUGAAGAUCAAUGGAGCAGAUGUACAAAGUCUCAGCUUGUCCCAGGUCCAGAGGGUUCUCCGGGAACACACCAAACAGGCAGAGGUCGUACUGUUAGUCUAUAGAGCAGCAGGCCCUGUCAUGUCGCCAGUCAUUACCCCCAAUUUCUACAAGUCCCUCCCCUCCUCUCGUGGCCUGACCAACCCCUCCUACUCACACUCCUCAGCUGCAGCCAACUUGCCUUCUCCAUCCACAGGUGCCUUGGUGGGGGGCAUCCCCCCACUCAACCAGACUGGCUUGGCCUCAGAAAGUCCCCAGGAGAGCCACUUAACAGGGGCCUCUCCUGUCAAGACGCCUGAUGGACCCCCAGUCUCUACCCUCAUUCAGAGUACCAGCUUCCUGGACUCAGUUCCUGUAACACUGACAUUAGAGCCACGUGAUUUGCGGGGAGUAAAGGAAUGCGCUGGUGGGACUCAUCCUGUCAGAGAGGGCUGUGGGACAGCUGUGAAGGACACAAGAGGUGGUGGAGUGAAGUCAGUGGAGGUGGAGCUGAGGAGGCGGCCGGGCGAAGGCUUUGGAUUUGUGAUCGCCUCUCAGGAAGUGACCAGCGCUCUCCGCCUCUACUGCUCAUACUCGCCCGGCCGUUAUCAGGCUCACAACCUGCCUCGCACAGACACACAGAACAAGCUCAGACGAUGCAGUAGUUGGUUCACGUCUGGACUGUUCAUCAUGUUGGAGCGACUGCAGUUGGCUCUGAAAGCUGUCAAGGACUCCAAACCCCCGUCCCUUAUGUCCCACCGCUUUGUGACUGUGCGCCGCGGUAGCCCAGCAGCUCGCAGUGGACAGCUUCAGCCUGGAGACCAUCUGGAAGCGGUGGAAGGGCGGCCGGUCGUAGGCCUGCAGCACCGAGACCUGGCCCAGAUCCUGAGAAGAGCCGGGAACACGCUGAGAUUGAGCAUUACGCCCAGACACCAUGACUGCUCCCUGUCAGCAGGAGCCGACCUGGAUGUCAACGGUCGAUUGGUAAAGGAAGGAGGGAGGUCAAAGGAUGAGUCCAAGUUCUACAGUGUGGAUCUGGAACGAGGUCCUACUGGGUUCGGUUUCUCUCUGAGGGGGGGCAGCGAGUACAACAUGGGCCUGUAUGUCCUGGGCCUAAUGGAGGGGGGGCCAGCCCAGCGCAGCAGCAGGAUGCAGGUGUCGGAUCAGCUGGUGGAGAUAAACGGAGACAGUACGAAGGGAAUGACUCACAGUCAGGCCGUGGAACAGAUCAGAAGAGGAGGACACCAAAUCCACCUGGUCCUCAAGAAAGGAAACGGAUACGUGCCCGACUAUGGCCAUGAGGAAGGAGGCCUCUCCUCCUCCCCCUCCUCACACAAAGAGGAGCAGGAUGUGGACAUGGUAACUAUGACAGCCGUCUCCCACAGCUCACAGAGAGGAGAAGGAGGUGUAGGUGGUACAGUAGGCGAAGUGAAGAGGAGGUGGAGCAGAUGGGGAGAGAGCAAACAAGGAAAAGGAGGAGUGUUACCUCCAGAUCUGGACUUGGACCUAGAAGAGGAGGAGACCAGAGAGGAGGAGAGGGGGAGGAGGAAGAUGGAGAACACAAGACGGAUAAAAGAAGAUGAAAGGAAGUGGAGAAAGGCUAAAGAGGAGAAGGGAAGUCACACUGUCAGGCAGAGGAAGAGGGAAAACCAGAGAGAGCAGGAUAAAAGGCGCAGAAGCCUAACCAGGAGCACUCUGUUCUGGGAUGCAGUUCAACCAAAGCAGCAAGAGCAACUGGCAGUAGGGGAGUCUGACGGGGGAGCGAGGGAGGGGAGGAGGAUGGGGAGAGAGGCCAAAAGAGACAGGGGACAGGAGGAGUCCACCCGCCACGCAAAGCAUUCUGGGAGCUCAGCUGCAGCUCAGACGGCAAUGUUUGCCUUCCUCAUGCCGAUGGACAACAGCAAGUGUCUGUCCAACAGCAACUCAGCUGCCAGCUACUCAGAGGUCCGCCUGUCAGCAGCAAGCAUCGCCACCACAGGGUGGAGGGAGCACUCUGCCUGGAGGAGAGCUGAGUAUCCAUGGCGAGAGGGGCAUGCUCCAGGCCCCUGGCUGAAGCCAAGCCCACAAAGGCUAACACAGAUCCUAAAAGGCAGCCGGCUUCGUGUACAGGAACUGGCAGGUGGCCUCUCUUUGUGAUUGGCCAGCAGUAAGGACAUUUUCUUAAAUCGUCAGCUGUUUUUUAUUGGAUACUUACAAGGGCUUUUUUUAUUGGCCUCCUGAGAGAAGCCCCACCUUUUCUUGCAUCUUACUUGAUAACCACACACAUUUUUGCCUGAUUGGCUUAGCAGCCCAAAAUGAAUUACAUCCGAUUGGCUGCUUUUUGGUUGAGGCCACUUAGUUGUCAGUGAAACAGCUGCAGAAAGAGCAAAAGGCUUAAUUUCCAGGAGGUUCUGGUAUUCUGCCAAGCAAGCAGAUCACCAUGGCAACAGAUGCUAACCUCUAAAAGAAAAUGUGUUCGAGUCUAAUCUGGAGAUAAAACGUGAUCUGAGUGCAGCCUAGAUAUGACGCUAGCUAUUCCCAGAGUCUCAGUCGGGGUCCAGGUCAGCAGAUUCUGCAUGAUAUGGGUCCACAGUCUGCUCGGUUCCGGACACCGUUCUUCUGACUGUCAAAUCAUAUGCAAACAACAUGUGAUGCACAUAAAAGAAACUGUCUGUAAUUCAUCUGUGUUAAUCUGAGCAUGUGAAUGACUCCAAUGAUGUUUUUAUUUUUAUAAAGCUAACCUGUAAAUGCUCAAAGACAUUAUCGUUAGAGAUAAACUAGAACUGGAGAUGUUGAUUUGCCUGCUUGCUUGUAAAGAAAAAACCUAACACAGCCAUACACACACACACACACAGAUGUCAGGUCCAGCUGUGUCAAUAAUCACAACAUCACCAUAGCAACGCGGGCGACAGGACACCAGACGAACGCCCAUGUUGGAGCACGCAGUAUGGCCUGCAGCUCUGGAUCAGAACAAGUGCCUCAUUUCUAAUUUUUAGACUUUGUCCUGCAAACGGACAGCAAGGCUGCAGGCAGAGAGCGACCCCCACCCCGCCCACAGUUUGUGCCUGUACUCGCUGUUUUUCUACCGUCCAACUGACACGUCUCCAUUUCAAACUAGAGCUGGCUGUUUAGCUGAGCUGUAUUACUUUAGAUUCUCCACAUUUCAUGCUUUUGUCAAACCUGACAAUAAAUUUGUUUUUUAGAGGCUUUUGGGGUAACACAAAAAGAAGUCAGGUAAUAAAGAUACUGUUCAGGUUAACUGAUAAUGUCAGUAGUUACAGACAAUUGAGUUGAGCAUAACUCAAUAAUUUGGAAUGAAGGACAUGAGACACAUCUGAAAAUACAACCAAAAUACUGUUAUCCAUCAUGUUUGAAAGUCCACAUCUUUCAUGUUUCCCACGUUCUACAGCAGCUUGUGAAUGAUUUGUAAGCCUGUAUCAAAUAACUCAUCUUCAUAAUCUGACCUGAGAGAAUCAGCAGAAAAUAGAAACUGACAACGACAAAUAAAUGAAAUGGGUAAAAGGAUGUUUUUUAUAAGUACGGAAUUAUACCACGUAUAUGAGCAAUCUAAAAAACUUGGGAAGGCAUUAUGUCAGUGGUAAGACCCCACUAAGAUGUAAAUGCACGUGUGUGUGCAUGUGUGAUAGCGUCCUUUAGCAUUGGUAACAGCUUUUUCAGUCUCGUCUCAGGGUCCAACAGUUGUAAAACCCAGAGGAAGGGUUAGGUCCCACUAAGGCCAAACAUUGUCUGACUUGUUGCAUCAUCACAGCUUCCUCAAUAGUUGUUCAAUAAGUUCUGAUGGACUCGAUGAGCUGCUGCUGGUCUUUACAGCUGACUGUACUGUACCUGCCCUUCAGCUACAGACAACCAACAAUCCAGAACAUAUUUACAUGUUUUGCUUGUUUGCACAUAUGGAAAAACACAAGAAAAUGUAAUAUACAGUAAAUGCUAAAACUAAUGCGUAACGUGUUCCAGUUAAUUAGGGACCUGAACCUGACUGUUACACUGAGAGGUCAUCUCAAAUCAACGAAGUCAGAUGCUGGAGGAAGAGCAGACCUGUCAGUGAGGUUGGUACCGAUUGUCAGAACCUGGGAAGUUCCUUGGUCAACAUCCAUUACAUAACACAAUUAUUUUUCCUGUUUCUUGGCAUAAUGCCACGUGUUUAUUCGGGUUACAGUCCAUAUCGAUGAGGAACAGACUGAGGUUUGAACAGGAUGCUGUUGUGAUGAAGCAGCAUCAUUUAAUAAAGUCUUGCACUUGACCAAUAAAAAGUCAGCCAGGUUCACUUCCGAACCUCGUCUGUAGAACCGAGCUGACCGGUGGCUGCAGUGAAGUCGACUCCAAUGAUCGGUACAUUUGUUCAGAAGUUCAGCUUUAUUGGUUGACAUAGCCAAUUAUGCUAAUGCUAAUUAAAGGCUUACAGACUUGCCUCACCAUCAAUUACACGUUUUGCAAUUUCUCUCUAUCCACAUUUUUCCUCUUAAUGUAGUUUGUUUUGUCUGGUGUAAACACAGUAAUUGCACUCAAGUGUACACCUAAACAAUCACGGCGAGACCCUCAAAGUGAUCCUCGAUCUGCAUCAUCUAGCAAACUCUCAAACAGAAACGUGCAGUAGUCCACAACACAGGACCUUAUUGCUGUGUUUACUUUUUGUUCCUGCGGCAGACAGUUGAACAAUAGGCGUGUAGUUUGAAGUGAGGUGUUUUGGUAUGCUUGGAUUUUUCUGUGCGAAACCAAGGACAAAUUGCUACAAGUUUACAGAUAGACCUACAACUGAUUUGGAACAAAGCCAACGCAAUUUUCUGUUCGGUCAGAGACGGUCCUUAUUUGUUGAUAGUCAUGAUCUUGUCUUCAGCUCAUCUGGAACAAGCCUAUUUGAGUUGUAAGUCAGUCUGAUUUUACUUCACUAUUUCAAUAUUUAUUAAUAUACAUUAAUAUAUACCCACCAACCCAAGCACUGCAGCACAGGCCCAUCAGACAGAGCAGCCACCCAGUGAACCUACAGUACCAACCUUCUCAGUGCCUGCAGCACACAUCAUUAUUGCGUGCUAACAGGCACAAUGAAGGUGAACUCUGAAAACACACAACAAAUCAGGUCCACAGCCUGUCACUUGUUGUCUAUACAUUCAUUGACGGCUCUACUGACCAGAGAAAUGCAGUGAAAAUCUGGGCGUUUGUAAGUGACCUCAGAUGCUGUGACAUCGUCAAUGACCUCGGUCAGCAACUCCUCCUCUGAGUCGGACCACGGCCCCCUUAGCUUUUCUCGCUCCAUAACUCCUUCAGUGCACCCUUCUCCGCCUCCAGGUGUGGUCUCCUCCCCUCCUUCUUCAUCCCUGCACCCUCAGGCAGUCAAGUGUUGAUCACAGAACAGGACCCGACAACUAGAAAGGCAGUGGUAUUCUAACAAAAUGAAUGUAAACUGCAUAGCAUGGAAGUACAGUCUAAAAAAAUAUAAAAAAGCACUUUGUGCUGUUAGGAAAACAUAUUAUUCCUCCCUAAUUGAGGAAAACCAAAACAACCCCAGGUUUCUUUUCAGCACUGUAGCCAGGCUGACUAAGAGUCAUAGCUGUGUUGAGUCUACUAUCUCCUUAAAUCUCAGCAGCAAUGACAUUAUGAACUACUUUACAAAAUUACAAAACAAAAUUAUCGCCAUUAGAGAAGAUAUUCAGCAGCGACUUCUUCCAAAUGACAGAACUCCCCCUCCAGAUCCAUCAACUUUAAAUUUACCUCUGCCCUCUGUCUCACCUAGACAGCUUCUUCCCCAUAACUCAUGUGGAGUUAACUUCAAUAAUUAUCUCUUCCAAUGUGUCCACUUGUCUUUUAGACCUACUACUACUACUAACUAGCCAACUAUAGGCCCAUUUAAAAUGUACCCUUUAUGUUUAAGAUUCUUAAAAAAUCGCAGCUAAACAAUUAACUGACCACCUGAGUGGGAAUAACCUGUACAAAGAAUUUCAGUCAGGAUUCAGAAAACAUCAUAGCACAGAAACAGCUCUGGUUAGAGUGAAUAAUGAUCUUCUCUUAGCUUCAGACAAUGAUCUAGUUUUUGUCAUUGUCCUGUUAGAUCUUAGUGCUGCAUUUGAUACAAUCAUAACAUUCUAUUACAGACACUAGAACAUAGCAUCAGUUUGUUCAUCUUACAACAAAUCCUCUACGCACAAGGAUUAGCUUUGGAGUACCACAGGGUUCUGUGCUUGAUCCAAUACUGUUCGGUCUAUACGUGUCACAGUCUGAGGUUUUGUCGGCAUUUCCUGUCUUAUUUUGUAGUCACUUCCGGUUUCUGUUCAGUCAUGCCCUUUUCCUGCUUUAUGUUUUAAUCACAUAAUCACACAGCUGUUUUCAAUCCGGUCUUUAGUUAGGCACCAGCACUUACCUUUGUUUUCUGCCCGAUCGAGAGUUUUUGUAUGAGGUUGUUCAGUUCCAGCACUUUGAUUACGUGCCUGCCUGUCAUCGUUUUUGCCUGUCUGAACUUGUUACCUUUUGGAUCAUUCCUGCGGGUACCGUAGCCUGAGUUCACUUAUCUUUUGACCCAGUGCCUGUUUUGACUAUCCACCAGCCUGCUGUCUUUGUAAUGUUGCUGCUCUGCUUACCCAGUUCUGAACUCUGCUUGUACCUGGCUACUAAGAACAUUUAAUUCCCUCUAUUUGAACCUGAGAGUCUGAACACUAAACAUUCUUACACAAAAAACUAAUCUCUUGUGCUGUACGUACUGUACAUCAAGUCUAAACAUCUGAUGUUCCAUUUGACUGACUAAUAGUUUAUGAUAUAUGUUUGUCUUUACACCCGGACUCUGGCUCCUUACUAUCCGACUCCCCACCAGACCCAAGGCUGUAAAACUCAGCCUCUCGUCUUCGAAGCACGCUCCUUCCUUUGAAUAACAAGACACGAUGAUGCAGAAGUGAGAACUUACACAUGCAGAGAGACAUUCCACCAGAGCCAGAGAAAGGGGUUAAAAGGCAAAAGCAACUUGAGGAUCGUGGGCUCUUUGCAUCACACCUUCAUGGUGUGUGCACUGAUUUCCCCAGCUGGUUUUUGGUUUGUUGAUGUGCACGAUCAACAUCCAUGUUUUUGAUUUGCUUUCCCCAUUAUUUUUAUUUUUCUUUAUUUUUACAAUAAAUCACACAAAAGACAA